Hypoxylon fragiforme is the source of this 1634-nucleotide messenger RNA. RefSeq names its product arginine-tRNA-protein transferase. Gene Ontology annotation, biological process: protein arginylation. The coding region runs from base 236 to 1576 and encodes 446 amino acids. The record is from RefSeq and is a predicted model, not a curated record. The transcript has 5 exons. Gene Ontology annotation, molecular function: arginyl-tRNA--protein transferase activity. Lineage: Eukaryota; Fungi; Ascomycota; Sordariomycetes; Xylariales; Hypoxylaceae. Gene Ontology annotation, cellular component: cytoplasm.
GCUUCAUCGUCUGACUCGACACCGACUCUUUCAUUCGAUCCGAUCCACAUCGUACACACAUCAAUCAUACAUACAUAACAUAGUAAUGUAGGUAUACAUAACUACACUACACGUUACCUUGUCUACUUUGUCUACUUUGUCCAAGCCCCCCCAUGCGCGCGUGCGGUCUUUCUCUGAUCAAGUGUCCUGUCUGACCGUCUCAUUAGUCUAGCCACCGCGGGGCGCAACUUGAAGGAUGCAGGCCCCCCCUGAAGAUGCAUUUUUGUAUAUAUCGCCAAUUGGCUAUAGAAGAUCAUCUAGUUGCGGCUACUGCCGUCGUAAGGGUAUCGAUGGCUCAGGCCACACCUACUAUGCACGUGCAACAUCCAUGAGCCCAGCUGGCUACCAGACUCUCAUUGAUCGAUGCUGGAGACGGUCCGGGGCGCUUCUUUAUAGACCAAAUCAGCGGGAUGCUUGCUGUCCACACUACACCAUUCGUCUUGACUCUGGCCGCUUUCGGACGACAAGAGACCAGCGGCAGACUGUCAAUCGCUUCAAUAAAUACAUCACAGGCGAUUCAUACACAAAAGAGGCAGCUCGUUUGCAUCCGAAGUCAUGCGAACAAGCUCGGAAGCGAGAUACUGAAUUUGACCUAGUAGAGAGAAUCCACGAAGGCGAAAGCCCAUCACUAAAACAGCCACCACAGCCAUCCCACGACUUCAUCGUCACACUAGAGUCUGACAAUUUCACAGAGGAGAAAUUCCGCGUUUUUGAAAAUUACCAGCAGGUUGUACACCAUGAAGACCCCUCAUCGAUAUCCCGAGAAGGAUUUAGGAGAUUCUUGUGUGACUCACCCCUGAAAAGGGAGAAAUACACGGCACCGGAUGGACGUGAACGCCAGCUAGGUUCGUUUCACCAGUGCUAUCGGCUCGAUGGUCAGCUGGUAGCAAUAGGUGUUCUGGACCUUUUACCAGACUGCGUUAGUGCUGUCUAUUUUCUAUAUCAUGAAUCUAUUCACAGGUUUAGUCCUGGAAAACUUGGGGCAUUACGAGAGAUUGCGCUAGCAAUGGAGGGAGGUUAUCGGUGGUGGUAUGCCGGCUAUUACAUUCAUACGUGCCCUAAAAUGAGAUACAAGAUCGAUUUCUCGCCCCAGGAGAUCCUCAACCCGGACACCUUUGAAUGGGUAGAGCUUACUCAGGAAGUAAUUGAGAAGUUUGAUAAGCACGGGUAUCUCAACCUGCAGAGAGGCGAAGGGGAAACUAAAGCAGUUGAAUCCAUGGACGGCAGUACGCCGAUGGAGACGGAGGGCCAUGGCGAUCAAACAUUCAAGGAGGAGGAUGCUGAUAGCGAUGAAGAAGCAUUCCUAUUUGACGGUAAUAUGCCAGGCAUUCCAUCCAUUGAAGAAAUGAACUCGGUGGACUUGGACCAUAUCGCCGUGCGUCUGAAACAGGGAUACUGCUACGCCGGCAACCUGUUUCAAUGGCAGAGCGAAAAGAUCGAAAAUAGCGGCUCUGCCAAAGCUAUGGUUGCAGAAGUGGUGGCAGCGGUUGGGCCGGAAUUUAUUAGCAGAUUGUGUCUGGACUUUGGGAGAUCUUAAGAAGAAGGGAGUCAGGGUUAGGUGAUUUAUAUAGGCCAAUAAACUAAUACCCCCCUGA